AUGUCUCUGUGCAAGGACUGUAUCACUGGCGUCCGUCACGAGGGAACACCCACUGGUACUAUCGCCCAGAUUGGAGGAUUCGACUGCUACGUCGCGACACCCACUGGCGAUUACGCCAGGGAUAAAGUCCUACUCUACUUCCCAGACGCUCUGGGCAUGCAAUCCCCCAACGCCCACCUCCUCGCCGACGCCUUUGCGACCAACGGCUACAAGACCGUCAUCGUCGACUACUUCGAGGGCGAGCCGGUCCCGCACGAGCGCGUCUUCGCCCCCGGGGGCGCGCAGGGCUUCGACCUCCUCGCCUGGCUCGGCCGGCACCCCGCCCCGCGCGCGCUCGAGAUCAUCCGCGCGGUCAUCGCCGCGCUCAAGGUGGACGGCGUCACCAAGUUCGCGUCAACGGGCUACUGCUACGGCGGGCGCACGGGCUUCGACCUCGGGUUCACGAACGAGCUCGCGGUCGUCACCACCGCGCACCCGUCUCUCCUAAAGUGCCCCGAAGACCUCGAGAAAUACGCAGCGAUGUCCCGUGCGCCGCUCCUCAUCAACUCGUGUGAGGUCGACCAGCAGUUCCCCGUGGAGGCGCAGAAGAAGGCGGACGAGAUCCUGGGUGGCGGCAAGUUCGCGCCGGGGUACGAGCGCACAUACUGGGAAGGGUGUCAUCACGGUUAUGCCGUGCGUGGAGACAUGAGCGACCCGAAGGCCAAGGCAGGUAUGGAAGGCACCUUCGAAGGCACCGUCAAGUUUUUGAAGAGGUACUUCUGA
This is a messenger RNA of Epithele typhae, 762 nucleotides long. Its product is annotated as alpha/beta-hydrolase. Gene Ontology annotation, molecular function: hydrolase activity. The record is from RefSeq and is a predicted model, not a curated record. The transcript is spliced from 6 exons. NCBI's taxonomy places the organism in Eukaryota, Fungi, Basidiomycota, Agaricomycetes, Polyporales, Epitheliaceae. Bases 1 to 762 code for a protein of 253 amino acids.